This is a messenger RNA of Guillardia theta CCMP2712, 1041 nucleotides long. RefSeq lists its product as hypothetical. Lineage: Eukaryota; Cryptophyceae; Pyrenomonadales; Geminigeraceae. The transcript has 12 exons. The record is from RefSeq and is a predicted model, not a curated record. The coding region runs from base 1 to 1041 and encodes 346 amino acids.
AUGGCAGCAAUGCCAUACGUUGAUGACAAUAGCGGCUACACUCAAGAGGAGGAGGACGGACUGGCUGUGUCCUCAUGGAACGUGCAUCAGGGCUACUGGAUCGUGGAGCCGCUGUCGCACAGGGAUGAGGAAGCAGCAGGGAAUCUUGAUGGUGACGAAUCUGCCUUGAUGCACAAUUUCACUCAGAACUCCCUCGUUUCUGUCUUGAUCUCGGAUGGUGUCGCCAUCGCUGCUUGGUCCAUGCUUGCUGGCUCUCUCCGGCAAUCCCACACGUUCACCGUUCGACUUUCGACGCUGCUCGUGUGUGCAGGAGUCAGCUCAUCCUUGCAGAUGUACGAUCGCAGCAAGAAGAGCAGCAGUGCAACGGAAGCUACUGGAUCGUCAGGAGAGGAGGUGGCUGCUGCGUCGUCAGAGGCAGGAGCUGUUGACCUAGGAUGUCAUUCGGCGAGGCUGAGGAGGUGGCUCGUGGUGAUCAAUGCGGCGGUCCUGGGGCUGAGGACAUCCUUAAUGAUGGAAGAGAGAGACCCGUGGUUCUCGUCCCUCCCCGUCAAGUCCAAGUGUCUCUCCAGCUUCGGGCUCUCCUGCUCUGUGCUCCCUUGUGUGGAGGACGGAAGCAUGCUCCCUCUACCGCUCAUAGCCCUCAGCUUCCUUGCCGGUUGUGCGAUGUUGACGAAGCGGAAGCUGGACGUGUCGCUGUUCACCUCCCUUGCAUGCUCCCUGCGUCUGAGCGCAAUCCUUGGCCUCCAUGCCAUCGACCUGCUGAGGAAGAGCCGAUGUAGCAGCCUCCGCGUGUGGUGCCCAGGGCUGAGAGGAGGAGGAGACAGGAAAGUCCGCAUGUGGGAUCUGCACAGGAGCAUUCUCAGGCGUGCAUCCUUGCUCGAUGAGAUGAUGUGGCAACAGGUCAACGACUUCACCCGCAUUAUGCAUUUCCUGACUCAAAGCCCCAAGGAGGCUCUUCUCUACGGAGGAGCGAAAAUUCUGACCAACGCAUUGCUGACAUGGUGGGGCGAAGUAGGGGGGGAGUUGGCAGUGGGCACAUAG